Molecule: messenger RNA, 1975 nt
Organism: Salvia miltiorrhiza (redroot sage)
Lineage: Eukaryota; Viridiplantae; Streptophyta; Magnoliopsida; Lamiales; Lamiaceae
Exons: 4
Coding region: 790-1620 (276 amino acids)
Source: RefSeq, a predicted model, not a curated record
AUUAUAAUUUUACUAUUAUAUCAUUAUAGCCCCAUCGAUUGAAAAUGAAGGGAAAUUGAAGGAGCAAUCGUCAGGAAUAUUUAGAAUUUGAGGAAACGAGCAAAAAAUUACAGAUCUUGAUACCUAUUUGCAAGAAUACAGUGAUUUAAUCAUUUGCAGAUUUUAAAAUUUGAGUCUGCCCCAUCCAUAAUUCUCUAUGUAUGGCCGACUGUUUUGGCUUGAGUCUUUGUCUUGUAUGUCGAGUCGAGGGGUGUCGGAGGUCGAAAAAAGCUGGCUGUCGGCGGUCAGCGUCGGAGCCGUGUUGACUUCUGUUAUGCCGAAGUAAAGAAAGAGGGGAUGGGGGAGCGAGGAGUCGAGGACGAAAGGGGCAGCGUAUGGGAAAAAAAAAGGGAAGAACGGCGGCGGCGGUGGCCGUUGGGGCUGCUGUUCCGGCCGAAAGAGGGGAGGCGGCAGCGAUUUACGCCGUUCAUCAUGGGAGAGAUGAGAGGAAGAGAGAGAAUAAGGGAGCAAUGGCAGCUGUGGGGCAGCAAAGGAGCCGAGAGAGGGAGAAAGUGACUGUGUUAGGUGUGUGCUAAUUUUAUUGUAAAUUUCAGCAAAGGAGCCGAGAGAGGAGAAAGUGUGAUUGUACUAGGUGUGUGCUGUUGCAAAUUUUAGAUUGAGGCAAUAAGGAUAUAAUAGUAAAAUUAUAAUUAUUUUUAUUAUUUUUUUAAAUAAGGGGCUAUGGUGAAAAAAUUGGGGGCUGUAUUUAAAAUUACCCAAUUAACAACUCUAUUAUAAACUUGGGCCUAAAUGAAAAGAUCCAAGAUGAAGAUGGAUCCAAAAAUCAGCCCAUUAAUCGGAAUGAAGUCAGCUCAACUUCACACUUCGCACUCCGAUCUCCAUCAAUGUGGUAAAUGGAAUGUUGAGCGCAACAUCAUGAGAAGAAUUCUCGCGGGGAAGAAGAUUUUGAAUCGGAUCCCAUGUCCCAACCGGUCCUUUUGCUCCGCCCCUGGAAACAACAAACCCACCACCGGCGGCGGCGGCAGUUCUUCUACUCCGUCGUUGAGUAAAUACAAUGAGCAAUACAAAGCUCUGGAAAACCUCGAUUUCAUGAAAGCCGCAAAGAUCCUCUUCUCCGACUCUCCCAAGAAGAAGAAGUUUGGGUUGGAUUUCCAUCUGGUGCAGCUAUUCUUUGCUUGUUUGCCGUCGUUGGCUGUGUAUCUUGUUGCUCAGUAUGCCCGCGGUGAGAUGAAAAAAAUGGACGCGGAAUUGGAAAAAAAGAAACAAGCUGAGUUUGAAGCUCAAGCAAAAGAGAUGGAGCUCAAGGCUGCUGAACAAAAAGCAUUAGUAGCAUCGAAUCCAGAGAUUUUGGAGGUGAAAGAGAGACUCGAUAAGCUCGAGGUGAUGGUGAAGGAUUUUGUUAUAAUUUCUAAGAAGCAAGCAGACGACACCACAAAAACAGGAGGAAAAGAUCAAAUUGAUCAAAAGCAAGCUGCUCGGGUUGAACAAGACAAUACUCUGAAUGAAUCUGUAGGCAAGACUUCUAUGGAAAAAGGAACAGUUGUAAGUGAAGGAAAGACAAGUGGACUUGCACCAGAUAUUCAUGCCUCACAGAGAAAUCAAAAUGAGACCAAAAAAUGAUGGACUCUUCAAGGAGUGAAGAAUGAGAAUUACUUAACAGAAUUUUGUUUACUGGAGCUUGCCAACAAUUUUCUAGAAAAGCUUUUACUGACUCAAUAUGAUUAAGUGCCUCAGGAAGAUGAUGACUUAUGAAAACACUUUCAAAGCAGGCUCAUUUUUUUGAUGUGGCCCAUUGGCGUCGUUGAUUAUACAGCUAGAAGCUGAAGUAGGCAAGUAGCUAGUUCUGUUGACUGCUCUUACCAACUUGUUCCUAUGAUAGAAUCUGGGUUAUCAGGAAUGGCCAAUUUUGUAAUUAUAUAUAGCUUUUACUUUUUUGGAUAAUCUUCUUGGCAUGAAAUGGAUGCUCCUUUGUCAA